UACUCCAAACACGGAACCGCCAAAUAGUUCCCACCCUCGAGCGGAAUGCCACCACGCGACCGCCGACGACGCACGCAUCAUAAUCUCAGCGCCUCGGGUGCGAAAUCCUACCCUCUUUCUCUUCCCAGCUCCUUCCUCGUGGUCCUCCGCCCCUAUUCGCCGGAGAACAGUGAGAGCCCUCGUCGCCAAUUUUCCCUGCGAGAGCGUCGAUCAGUUCUUCGGUCAAGGGGCGGGGCACCUUCUGUAUGUAUAUAACUGCCAGGGAAAUUUUUUUGAAACUUGUUGUAACCUACGUAGAAUCUAUAUGCUGCUCUGGAAAGCUGCAAUGGCUGUUGGAGGUUCGUUGCAGCUGUCAUAUGAUCUAGGUGUUAUCAAUAAUCGUGUAUGGGCUAAACCGUUCAGGAUCUCAAGAAUCAAGAGGUUGCAUCAUUUGCAGGGAAUUUCCCUAUCUUCAUGCUCUUUGCGGCAAGAUGUUUGGGGUCUUCAUGUUUCAGACAGUAUAUACAAGAGAAAAUACCAGGUUCCAUAUGGACAAAAUUGCUGCAUUUGUCGAUCUAUUGUUAUUCCAACAUCUGCACAGGAUAUCCCUCUUUUGAAAUCAAGUACCUUUGCUUUGACUAGGUCAUAUGAUGCCCUACUCAAAAGUCCCCUUCUGCUUAGAUUAGCUCCAGCAGUUGGAAUCAUUGUGUUUGCUGUAUGGGGUCUUGAACCUGUCAUUCGUUAUGGAAGGAAAUUCUUUCGUAAUGAUAAUAAUUGGAAAAAGAGCAGAACGCAUUUCGUCCUUACUUCAUACCUUCAGCCAAUUCUUUUGUGGACUGGAGCAACACUCAUCUGUAGGGCAUUGGAUCCUAUAAUUCUGACAUCAGAAGCAAGCCAAGCUGUCAAGCAACGGCUAUUGAGCUUUGUAAAAUCACUCUCUACUGUGCUGGCUUUUGCAUAUUGUCUUUCAAGCUUAAUUCAGCAGACGCAGAAACUCUUUAUGGAGAAGAGUAGCUCUGAUGAUACAAGAAAUAUGGGUUUCCAGUUUGCGGGAAGAGCUGUAUAUACUGCUGUAUGGAUUGCUGCAGUUUCUUUGUUCAUGGAGUUGCUGGGUUUUUCAACUCAAAAAUGGCUCACUGCUGGAGGUCUUGGAACAGUGCUGCUGACCCUAGCUGGACGUGAGAUAUUUACAAACUUUCUGUCAAGUGUCAUGAUCCAUGCUACUCGUCCAUUUAUCGUAAAUGAAUGGAUCCAAACUAAGAUUGAAGGAUAUGAAGUUUCCGGAACUGUUGAGCAUGUAGGUUGGUGGUCUCCUACAAUUAUUAGAGGUGAAGAUCGGGAAGCAGUUCAUAUUCCUAACCACAAAUUUACAGUUAACGUUGUCAGAAAUCUUAGUCAGAAGACUCAUUGGCGUAUAAAAACCCAUCUUGCAAUUAGCCAUUUGGAUGUUAAUAAAAUUGGUAGCAUUGUAGCUGACAUGCGAAAAGUUCUUGCAAAAAAUCCUCAAAUAGAGCAGCAGAGACUGCACAGAAGAGUAUUUUUGGAUAAUAUUAAUCCAGAAAAUCAAGCUCUUUUGAUUCUUGUCUCGUGCUUUGUUAAGACUUCACAUUUUGAGGAGUAUCUGUGUGUCAAGGAAGCCAUCUUCCUGGAUCUCCUGAGAGUAAUCAGCCAUCACCGAGCCAGACUCGCCACGCCGAUUCGCACCGUCCAAAAGAUAUAUGGUGAUGCUGGUGUCGAAAACAUCCCAUUCGCAGAUACCAUAUUCACUCGUGCCGAUGUCGCCAACCGUCCAUUGCUUCUGAUUGAACCUUCAUCAAGAAUCAAUGGUGAUGAAAAGAUGAAACCCCGCUCUUCAGGACGAACAACUGAUGAACAACAACAAGGAACAAAAACCUCAACUUCUGAACCCAAGGUGACUUCAGCUUCUGAAAGCCACCCCGAGAAGCACCAACAGAAAAAAGUUAGUUCUGGAGAAACUCAGUCAAAGAGUAUCAAAGCUGAUUCUUCCAAAUCACCAACCACAACAGUAUCUUCACAACAGUCAGCCACAGUUCCUCCACAAGCUAAAACAAGUGGGGAGAAGUCUGUUGCUGCAUCAGAAUCCCUUAACGAAAAGGUGGAUGGCUCACCUGCUACUGUUCCUAAGAGCGACGGCGAUCGAUCGCCGUCCGAUUCAAGUGUGUCGGCGAGGCCAUCGUUCGAAGAUAAUAUUGUUCUUGGUGUAGCUCUUGAGGGCUCAAAGAGAACACUUCCAAUUGAGGAAGUGGAGGUUAAAGAAGUAGGGGCAGCUGUAAGUGGGAAUGGAGCUCCUGCUACCUCCAAUGUGAAGGAUAGGAAGAAUGAGGUGCCUACCAAGGACAGGUAAGUAGUUAUACUUCUAUUGUUUCUUUAGUAUGAUUCAUGUUUGUUUGAGAUUCUGAAACUGGUUAUAUUAAAUUGGUGUACAGACCCAAUGGUAAAUAUAAUAUGUCAAAAGUAUAAUCUUCAGGUAUAGAAGCUUAAUUUUUUGUAUUUGCUUUGUUAUAUGGUCCUUAGAUACUGAUUAGCCUUUUGCUAACACAAAUGAAAUAUACAUUUAGUGGUUUCUAAUGAUUAGGUUUGUAAUUUCUGGGUAAUAUUUAAGCAGCUGAUAUUUGUGAUUU
This is a messenger RNA of Dendrobium catenatum, 2621 nucleotides long. Its product is annotated as mechanosensitive ion channel protein 2, chloroplastic. The coding region runs from base 305 to 2344 and encodes 679 amino acids. Gene Ontology annotation, biological process: transmembrane transport. NCBI's taxonomy places the organism in Eukaryota, Viridiplantae, Streptophyta, Magnoliopsida, Asparagales, Orchidaceae. The record is from RefSeq and is a predicted model, not a curated record. Gene Ontology annotation, cellular component: membrane. The transcript has 15 exons.